AACAGCUGCACAGUUUUGUUUACCGAUUGUUAAAUUUUUAUUAUAUGUAAUUACAAAUAUCAAGAUAAAAGUUGCAGAUCUCUAUCGUUUAUUAUGGGUGAAGCGGGUGUGGAGAUAGAGAUUAUCGAAAUAGGCGAUAUUAUGAAGCCACAUGAAAUAACGUUGCAGCAUGCAAUUGAAAUUUCAUCCUUGGUGAAGGAGCGCACAAUUGGGCCAGACUUACCAGAUUUGCAAGAUGAAAAAGCGAAACUCGCAUCGAGUACACCUAAGAAAAUUACCCCACAAAAACAAAAGACGCCGCAGAGAAACGAAAGUUUAUCUAAGCUAAUAAUACCCGUAUUAAAACCAUCCACAUCAUUGGAUUAUGAGCUUGUCAGCGCUACAAUAUUCCUGCGCGACGCAGAGGAGAAACGCAAAAAGCAAGUGCGUCAGCAAAUGCUUGAAAUGCAGGAAAAGCAAUUGGUAGUAUUACGUGACAAUGCACUGCGUCAGCGCGAGCAGCAAAUCAAGCUGGUGCAAGAGUUAAACGCGGAGAGACAGCGCACCGAUGCACAUAUCAUACAAAAGGCUGAAAAACAGACAGCGCUCGAAUUACAAGAAAUCGAACGCGAAAUGGAUGCUAUGCGUCUAAAUGCUAAACGUCAACUUCAACUCUUCUCAUUUCAAUGUGUUGCAAAGUAUCACGGCGUAUUUCGCAGUAAAUAUGAAGCUGUGGCCAAGGCGCUUAUAUCCAUCGAUAAGCAAUCGUUGCUGCCGUGUAAUGAUUAUAAUCGCCAGUUGAAAGAAUUAGUCGAACUAUUUGAUCAGCUCACGAGUAAAAUAAAAACAGACGAAUGCGGUGCGGCGGAGCUGAAACUUGCCGAUAGCCUAUGCAAUAAGAUGGAUGAUUUGCAUAGUACAAUACAUGACGACCUGGAUGCGUUGCUGAAGCAACAAGAGCAAGCUCAAUUAGAAGAGCAGCGCAAAGCGGCAGAGGAAGAAGCGGUGGCUGCCGUAUUGGCAUUGUCACAAACCACUGAAAUACCUGCUGAAGCUGUAGCAGCAACACCACCACCAAAUGCGGAUCAAGCACAAGCGGCUCCUCAAGCAGUAGACUUACAACAAACAGUGGAAACACAACAAAGCAUGGCGUCGCAACAAUCAAUGCAACCACAACAGCCAACACAGUAUGUAGCACAGCAAACAGUGCAAUCGGAGCAAGUGGGCAAAGCCGCAACAGCAACAAGUGCCCAGGAGUCAACAGCAGCGUUGGCAUUCUAUCAGGAGAUUCACGGUUUCUAUCAACAAAAGGUUGACAGCGUGAAACCACUACAGACUGAUGAGAAUAUGAAAAAAUAUCGUUUUGCUUGCCAAAAAGCCAUUAAUAUACCGUUAAAUGCCAUCUCUGCAGUCAGCCCACAACAUUUGCAGGAUAAAUUUGAACGAAUAUUUAACUUUCUCAAUGGACAACCGCUCUCCACUGCAGAUGGGCAAGUUAGUGCCAACGAUCAUCCCUUGGGACGCAAUUAUUGUCUACUACUAACUGCGAAACGUUUUGUUAAUCAGGGCGAGACAGCAAUUUCCAGCAAUCCACAAGCUGCUUUCCCAGUCGCUUCGGUUGUGGUUUCUCUAUGGAAGCUUGUACCAGAUUUUGGAAAACUUUUCUUAGCUUACAUAUUUAAGGAGUCGCCGUUUUUAGUGCCCUUACGUGGCAAAUCCGUGGAAGAGUAUAACGAUCUGAAACGUCAAGCGGGUAUAACACGUUUAUAUGCCGCUGUCAUGAUAACAAAUGGACGACGGGCUGAAGGCCCAGAACACCCGUUUGCGUUGGAGCACGCUUGGCGUUGGCUGGUCGACUUUAGUAGUCUUGAACCACUGCCCGAUAUUAGUGCUACAUUAAUGUUAGAAAUGCUACAGACACUAGGUUUUUCGAUGUGUCGUGCUUAUGGCAGACAAUUUACRAAGCUACUUUUACACAUACAACGCGAUUAUUUCGCAAAACUAGCGCAAGUGGAUGAAGGUGGUCCGCGUACGCGUUUGGAAAUGCUCUUUAUGAAUUACUUGAAUCAGCAACAGAUUCCUGAGCCACAAGGCAUGCUACCAGCGUCUUUCUGGUAGUCGCKCGACCGGUUUUUCAUUUUAACGCAUACAAUUAUUGUCUUACAACCAUUGUGCUUAGAGUAUUUUUUGUUUUCUUUCRCGGAYCACACAAAAAAAUUUCRAAUUAAUUAUGAUGUCAYAAGAAAGUAGAAUAACACAUUUCUAAUAAAAUCUCGCAUUCCUCUGUUAUAAUAAUUAGUGGAGUACGUUUGAAAAUGUUACGAAUUCCAUGA
Molecule: messenger RNA, 2312 nt
Organism: Bactrocera latifrons
Lineage: Eukaryota; Metazoa; Arthropoda; Insecta; Diptera; Tephritidae
Gene: Gle1
Product: nucleoporin GLE1
Exons: 4
Coding region: 94-2097 (667 amino acids)
Biological process (GO): regulation of translational initiation; poly(A)+ mRNA export from nucleus; regulation of translational termination
Cellular component (GO): nuclear pore; nuclear pore cytoplasmic filaments; cytoplasm
Molecular function (GO): inositol hexakisphosphate binding; phospholipid binding; translation initiation factor binding
Source: RefSeq, a predicted model, not a curated record